Molecule: messenger RNA, 524 nt
Organism: Canariomyces notabilis
Lineage: Eukaryota; Fungi; Ascomycota; Sordariomycetes; Sordariales; Chaetomiaceae
Exons: 2
Coding region: 135-524 (129 amino acids)
Source: RefSeq, a predicted model, not a curated record
GGUAAUGUAGAUGAUGACUUACAAGCAAUUUCGAGAAGCCAUCGGCCCCUUAUUCUGUUCAAAACCCCUUCCACCUCCUUGGUUCCUCGCACCAAUAGACUCAGACUGUCAAGUGUCUUUGCAAGGAGUUUAGGAUGGAGUCUCAAAAAGUGGACGCGUUUCAGUAUAGACCGCUAGCAAAGGACCGCUGCGAAAUCCGGCUUGUCAGGAUAGUCAACGUCCAGGAAGACCCAGGAAAGGAAGUCAUCAUGCACCUCCAAGUCUUCAGCUCACCCCUCGACGAGGCCGGGCCGUACAUUGCUGUCUGGUAUGCCUGGGGCGAUCCCACGCCUACCAGCAAGUUAGUUUGCAACAAUGCGGCUAAUUGGGUGCCCGAAAACACCUUCUGGACCCUCUACACCAUCUACCAUUCCACUCAGCGAGCCUCAACCAGAGCUGUCACGCUUUGGAUCGACGCUCUCUGCAUCAACCAAGCCGAUGUCGAUGAGAAGAACAUCCAAGCCCCCUUGAUGGGACGGAUCUAG